AUGCGUCUCCAAUGGCUUAGGCGAGGCAUUCUGCCUCUCCUCUCGCUCGCAGCAACUGUCCGAGGUACCCUGAUUGCGAACCAGAGCGACGCGUACCUUCUCAUCGCCAAUGACAGACUGACUGCCGCCGUCAAUAAGUCAACAGGGUCUAUCAACUACCUCUACUUGGAUGGACAGAACCUGCUUGGUACGACGGCUUCGUCUGUUGUCACGCCUGGCGGCUCAACAGGAAACGGAGUCAGUGGCAUUGGGCCAUACCUGGAUUGUUACUGUACUCCGAGCGGAGCCUACACCCCAGGGUCUCAAAAGGCCAACUAUACACUUUACUCCGGCGUCGAUUCAUUGAACGUCUCCUAUGGAGGAAUAUCUAUGAGCCAGGUCUAUGCUCCGACCGGGCAGGUGCUCGAGCAGUACUGGUUCCUCCGCGACGGCGAGACGGGCCUGCACAUGUUCAGCCGCUUCGCCUACCACAACAAGACGAGGCCUUCGUCGGGCGUCUUUCAGGAAUUCCGGACACUCUUCAGGCCCAACACGCCGCUCUGGACAGAGCUGGUCACAGACUCCGAGAUUCACGCUCCUUCUCCUGUGCCGAACCCUGCAGCAGGCAACUCCUCGUUGGCAUACACUGUGCAGGACGCGACAUGGUACAUCGGCAACAGGACUGCGGACCCGUACGUCGAGGCAUUUUCUGACUACUUUACAAAGUACACGUUCUCGAGCGUGUGGAGGGACCAGAAAGUCCAUGGAAUGUUCGCAGAUGGCAAGCACAGCAACGAUGGGUCGACUUUCGGUUCUUGGCUUGUGAUGAAUACGAAGGACACGUACUUUGGAGGCCCAACCUGGUCGGAUCUCGUGGUGGAUGGCAUCGUGUACAACUACAUCGUCUCGAACCACCACGGCAACCAGGCACCUAAUAUUGUGGAUGGGUUUGAUCGGACUUUUGGCCCGUCCUACUAUCUUUUCAACAAGGGACAGCCUGGGGCUGCAUGGCAGGAUCUGUACAACGAGGCACUCGAAUUGGCUACCCCCGAGUGGAACGCACAGUUCUACGACGACAUUGCACAUCUCGUGCCGAACUACGUGCCCACUUCUGGCCGUGGCUCCUGGAAGGCCACCGUUAAGAUCCCUGAGGGCGGCGAGAAUCCGGUUGCAGUGCUGUCGGUCCCAGGUUUCGACUUCCAGGACAACAGCAACGACACAAAUGCAUACCAGUACUGGGCCGACAUCGAUGCCGAGACGGGCGAGAUCCAGAUCGAUCGGGUCAAGGCUGGUAAUUAUAGGCUCACCGUGUAUGCGAACGGAAUUUUCGGUGACUACGUCCAGGAGGGCAUUGUGGUAGAGGCUGGAGAGACGACAGACACUGGGGUCAUCACUUGGGAAGCCGAGUCGGCUGGCAAGGAGCUCUGGCGAAUAGGCACGCCGGACAAGACCGGCGGCGAGUGGCUCCACGGCGACCACCCCGACCCAGACCAUCCCCUUCAUCCCCCAGAAUACCGGAUUUACUUUGCCGCGUACGACUACCUCGAUGACUUCCCCAACGGCGUCAACUUCCACGUUGGUACCUCCGAUGAAGCCAAGGACCUGAACUACGUUCACUGGUCGGUCUUUGGCGGCUACGCGAACUCUGUGCGCCCGACACAGGUUGAGGGAGACGGGAACAUCAACAACUGGACCGUGACUUUCGACGUGGACGAACAGGCAUUAGCCGGGACGACGGAGGCCAUCUUCACCAUCCAGCUCGCUGGCGCGAAGGGGGCUUCUGGGAACACAGACGUGUUCAAUGCUUCGCAGCCAUAUGCCAACAUCCCUUACAACGUGGUGAUGAAUGGUCACGAGUUGGAGACCUGGACAAUCCCGUAA
Messenger RNA from Diaporthe amygdali, 1860 nucleotides. RefSeq lists its product as uncharacterized. NCBI's taxonomy places the organism in Eukaryota, Fungi, Ascomycota, Sordariomycetes, Diaporthales, Diaporthaceae. Gene Ontology annotation, molecular function: carbohydrate binding; catalytic activity. The transcript has a single exon. Bases 1 to 1860 code for a protein of 619 amino acids. The record is from RefSeq and is a predicted model, not a curated record. Gene Ontology annotation, biological process: carbohydrate metabolic process.